UUUGUGUCCUACCUUACUUUAGUUUACCAACAUUAAUUUGCUCCCCAUUCUUCAAUCCUUGUAAAGUGAUAUGUAAACUAGGUAUCGGACUGUUCAAUUAUCCCAGAAUAUUUUUAGUUUAUUUAGCAGAGAUUCCCAAUUCAGUUAAACUUCCGAUCACUAGUAACCUUAACAGCCUUAUUUUUUUCUCUAACAUUGUAACAUUAACUACUAAAAAAUUUACAUAUUUAUUUUGAAGAAGGGUUUAUUUGUUCUGAAGGAGAUUUAAUUAGUUCAAAAAUAAAUAAACUCUUCUGUUUAGUUUAUAACGUAAAAUGUAUGUUUUUAUCAUUAAAGUAUAUGAUAAAAAUUUUUUAAAUUUUUGUUUGCAAUUAAAUUACAAAUUGAACAAUUAUUUUAAAAUAAAAGUAAUUUAAAAUGCAAAUUUUGUUUUUGUUUUUAAAUAUUUUGAACUCGAUGGAGGACUUGGCGAAGAAACUUGAUGAGGAUUUGGACAAGUUCAUGCAAGAUUUUGCCGCCAAAAAGGAGAAAUCUCGUGGAGGAGCGCCUUUCAAUUUUUCUGAAUGGUGUAAGGAGGUCGAUCAACAUCCUGCAUUCGUUAAGGAACUUAAAAUUGGCCCGGAUGGCGAAUAUUCAGCCGAAAUUCAGGCGUUACAGGCGUUAAAAUAUGAUAAACAAUCUAAUAGUCACAAGGUUUCGAUUAGAGAUGAUGUCACAUAUCAAAAGAAUAUUAGUUCAUCUAACGACCAACAACAUGUUUUUCCGCUAGUUAUUUUGUACCCGGAGUAUUGCCAAACUGAUUUUAUUCGUGAAUGCCCUGAUGAUGAACUUUUUGGUGACGUACUUUAUGAAGUUUUUGAACAGCCUGCUGAAUGGGAUAAAGAGGAACAUAAAUUUCGUGCUUCAAAUGUUCUUUUAUGUAUGUCAUUAAAAUCUAAAGAUGGACAGAAUCCAAUUGUUCGUGAAAUAUUACCGAAUGUGCAUUCCCUUGGUGAAGUUCUUAAAUGGCCAGAUGUUGUUAUUAGUGAGGGUGUUCCAGCAUUACAAAUAUAUACUAAAGAAUGGUUUUCUUCAAAUAUGAAAUUAAUUGAUAAGAAGAAGAGAAUAUUUAUAAAAAAUUAA
Meloidogyne enterolobii is the source of this 1122-nucleotide messenger RNA. The record is from the annotation of a GenBank genome assembly. Lineage: Eukaryota; Metazoa; Nematoda; Chromadorea; Rhabditida; Meloidogynidae.